This is a messenger RNA of Aphanomyces invadans, 1297 nucleotides long. RefSeq lists its product as hypothetical. The record is from RefSeq and is a predicted model, not a curated record. Lineage: Eukaryota; Oomycota; Saprolegniomycetes; Saprolegniales; Verrucalvaceae. The coding region runs from base 42 to 1247 and encodes 401 amino acids. Gene Ontology annotation, molecular function: acid phosphatase activity; inositol phosphate phosphatase activity. The transcript has 3 exons.
CGCUGGCAGUGCUGUACGUGGGAGCGGAGCUGCCGUCGGAUAUGCUGCUACUGCCGCCAUCGUGCAGUCCCAUGCACAUCAAUAUGGUGAUUCGCCAUGGCACGAGAUUUCCCACUACAAAGGUGAUUCAGUCCAUUGCGGCUGUGACUGCCAAGUUGAAAUCCGCUGCACUUACAUCGUCGAUUCCAUCAUGGGUCGAGUCGUGGGCAAUCGAAUCGUACUAUCCCAUCGAAGAAAGUGGAAUGUUGGCGGACGCAGGAGUCGAUGAGAUGGUCGGUCUGGGUCAACGCAUUCGCCUCAAGUAUGCACAUUCGUUUCCAACUGCGUUUGACAAGACGAGCUACACCUUUGAGCACACUUGGAAAGAUCGCACGCGAGAAAGCGCAGCUUCGUAUACAAGCACCAUGUCUUUCCAUCGUGUCGCUUCACGUGACUGGUGUAGGUUUGCGUUUGGGUUCUUCGGCGGCCACCAACCUGUUCAUUACGAAGUUGCUGCAAAGGGAAAAGACGAAGAGUUGCGAUUUUUUGACAACUGUCCUGUCUACGAGCAGGAAGUUGAGAGAAACCUCUCGGCUACAGCUCAGCACGACCUCUUUGCUACAAGCGAUGCGCUGACACAGGCUCAGCGCCACCUGCAAGAUGCACUCCACAUCCCUUCGUUGACGUUAAAGGACCUCAGCGCUAUCUAUGAUGCAUGCGCGUUCGAUGUCGCCGUGCAUGGAAUAUUCGAUCACUGGUGCACGCUGAUGCCUCUGGACGUGCUUCAAGUCAUGGAGUACUGGAAAGAGCUCAAGCAAUAUUACCGAAAAAGCCACGGUAACUCAAUGUCCGUGGCGAUUGCGUCGCCGCUUCUUCGCGAUGUGGUUGAGGCCAUGGUGAACUUUACAACCAGCCCCAACGAGUAUGGAGUUCAAGGCCAUUUUCGAUUUGCCCAUGCCGAGACCCUUCUGCCAUUGCUGAGUCUCCUGGGGUUCCAAAGCAACGACCCCAAACUACUGGCAACAGCGACACCGCCAUACGAUCGGCACUUUCGAUCCGCCGAACUCGCACCGUUUGGCGGUAAUGUCGCUUUCGUUCUCUAUCGCUGCACACACGAUAGUGAGCCGUUGGUACAAGUCGUCGUAAACGAGCGGCAAGUGGCGACACCUGGUCUCGGCUGCGUUUUGUGUCCGCUAUCCGAAUGGAUCCGCCACUUCGAUCAUUGGGCGAUCCCAGCAACAUUCAACCAAAUCUGUUCAAUACCAUAACACCGCCCCACUUCGUCAAUACACUGAACUCCACACAGUGGCUGUCCGCA